Molecule: messenger RNA, 981 nt
Organism: Echinops telfairi (small Madagascar hedgehog)
Lineage: Eukaryota; Metazoa; Chordata; Mammalia; Afrosoricida; Tenrecidae
Product: olfactory receptor 151
Exons: 2
Coding region: 52-981 (309 amino acids)
Biological process (GO): G protein-coupled receptor signaling pathway; sensory perception of smell
Cellular component (GO): membrane
Molecular function (GO): odorant binding; G protein-coupled receptor activity; olfactory receptor activity
Source: RefSeq, a predicted model, not a curated record
AUUCGUCUUUAUUUAUCCAUUAUCCAUCCUGAGACUUCUAACUUCAGGAGAAUGGCUGCAGAAAAUCACUCUACAGUUACAGAAUUCAUUCUAGGAGGAUUAACAAAUCGGCCAGAGUUCCAGAUCCCUCUGCUCUUUCUCUUCCUAUGGAUCUACACAGUCACGAUGGUGGGGAACCUGGGUUUGAUCACACUCAUUUAUCUGAAUUCCCAGCUUCACACUCCCAUGUACUUUUUUCUCAGAAAUCUGUCAUUUGUAGAUAUUUGCUAUUCCUCUGUUAUUACCCCUAAAAUGCUGGUGAACUUUGUGUCAGAAAAGAACAGCAUAUCUUAUGUGGGGUGCAUGUUACAGCUCUACUUUUUCCUUGUUUUUGUCAUUGCUGAAUGUUACAUGCUGACAGUAAUGGCCUAUGACCGCUAUGUUGCCAUCUGCAGUCCUUUACUUUAUAACAUCAUCAUGUCACAUCAAAUUUGCUUCCUGCUAGUGGCUGUGGUCUACCUCAUGGGGUUCAUUGGCUCAACAAUAGAGACUGGCCUCAUGUUAAAUCUGUCAUAUUGUGAGAUCCUCAUCAGUCACUACUUCUGUGACAUCCUCCCUUUAAUGAAGCUCUCCUGCUCUAGCACCUAUGAUAUUGAGAUGACAGUUUUCUUUUUUGCUGGAUUCAACAUCAUAGUCACCAGCUUCACAGUGCUUGUUUCCUAUGCCUUCAUCCUCUCCAGUAUCCUCCACAUCAACAGCAGAGAGGGAAGGUCCAAAGCCUUCAGCACUUGCAGUUCCCACCUUACAGCGGUUGGACUGUUUUAUGGAUCUACUGCAUUCAUGUACCUAAAACCUUCCACAGCCAGUUCUUUGGCCCAGGAGAAUGUGGCCUCCAUUUUCUAUACCACAGUGAUCCCCAUGCUUAACCCCCUAAUUUAUAGCCUAAGGAACAAGGAGGUAAAGGCUGCCAUGCAGAGAACACUGAGAAGAAAAGUGUCUUGA